This is a messenger RNA of Mirounga angustirostris (Northern elephant seal), 8381 nucleotides long. RefSeq names its product zinc finger and BTB domain containing 6 (gene ZBTB6). Gene Ontology annotation, molecular function: RNA polymerase II cis-regulatory region sequence-specific DNA binding; protein binding; DNA-binding transcription factor activity, RNA polymerase II-specific. The coding region runs from base 4085 to 5356 and encodes 423 amino acids. NCBI's taxonomy places the organism in Eukaryota, Metazoa, Chordata, Mammalia, Carnivora, Phocidae. The record is from RefSeq and is a predicted model, not a curated record. Gene Ontology annotation, biological process: regulation of transcription by RNA polymerase II. The transcript has 2 exons.
UGAGUAGGGGCUUUAUGCUUUCAACUUAGAAUGGACUGAAAACAUGGCAAUAGUCUCGAGUCUUUUUAGGAGUGAUUUUGCUAGUUUGACUUCUCCAAAGCCUCUGUGUGGGUUAUAGGGGUGAGUCAAAGCACUAACAGACCAGGCAACUUACCACUUGGAGUGGUCUUGCCUUCCUUUUGCCCUCUCCCAUUUUGUGUUUUGAAUUAUUUAUCCUGUGAUGUCUGUUUUCCUUUUUCAAGGAGUAUUCCAUUUGUCUACCUAACAUUGACUUUUGUCUUAGACUGAAACUAUUUUAGGCUUUUCACUGGGCACAUUCUGAAGGUACUAAUAAGUUAAUAACAUCACCUACAGUCCACUAAUAGAUGCUAUGCUAAGAGAAGUGAAUAGUAUUUUUCUUUGGCAAAAAAUAGGCUGAGAUAUAAGGUGAUACUGCUUUUGGCCUGAAUAUGUGCUAGAACUUCUGGUUGCCUAUUGUUAAUUGCCUACUGAUAAUGAAUCUGCCUCCUACCAUUUGUACUUGUCGUGGAGCUGGUAUGAAGUAUUUUGGGUUGUUCUGUACUUUUCAACAGUUAUUAUGGCCCAACUUCAUGUCACUGAGUAGUUCACAUAGACCACAGUACAAUCUUUUCAGCAACAUGGAUCAGCAUGAGGAACAUAAUUAACAAAGGAUAGAAGUACAAUUGUACAAUAGCACUUACAUAGGAGUUCUUCCCAAAAAGAAGCCAAAUGCUUAUAAUUAAUGUGUAACUUCUUGUGGAUGUUUUUAAGUCAGGAUUGCUCCAGGCACACUUAAAAUGUGCUAAAGUAUAAUGGUCUCUCUAAAAAGGGGCUAUCUGGGAGUCCGUCUCUGGACUUUGUGUUAGAGGCUAGCCAUCAGAAAGGUGAGUUUGGCCUUCAGAGUUUUGUCUGGUGUAAUGUAAUCUCUGCAUUCUCAUUUCUUCCUGUACUCCAGUUUCUAAAAUGGAUGAAAAAAAGUGGAUCACAGAGGAGCAAUCAGGCUUUUGCAUUCAGAUAUUCCUGUAAAGGUACACAGUCCCAUCUUGCCAUGUUUCAUAGAUCACUAAUACAAAAUUGAUCUUCCAAGAUGGAAAAACACAAUUGUUUUUUCUAAAGCACAUGUUAGAGUUAAGAAAUAAAAUUUUGAGUCUCAGUAGCUUUUGACUCAUGAGUUAGAUUUAGGUAAUAGGAGUCUUAGAGUCCUUAGAGAAUCUUAAGAGAUCAUCUACUCCACCUCUUUUUUUUUUAAGUUGGGGUAUCCAAAGCUCGAAGAGGUGGCCUUGGCCAAAGUAGAGAAGUGACUAAGAAUGAGCUAAUGUCUUCUAAUUUCUCACUAUCUCUUGGCUUAAAAAGAUUUAGUACAUGAUCAAAAGUAUAUUAACAAAAAGCUCCCAGUUUGUGCUUCACUUUUGGGAAUCCCUGUUGGCUUUUUGAGACAGCCCGGAUUUGGCAAACAAAACAUCACAGGAAGGAUGUGUUUUUGUCAAUUAUUUUUUGGUUAGAAUGAAUAUUACAUUCUUCUCAAGCAAGUGACUGACUUGCUAGGUGGUGGUCAGGGAGGGAAAGGAUGAGUAAGAAUAGUGUGAGAAGGAUCCAAAUGUGAAACUGAUUUUUGUCUGAAAGCAGUGUUUAUUUAGUUUCCAUCAGGAUUUUCUGGGGUUUUUUUGAGCUAUGAGAAUGCAUGUACAGAUAAACCAAAACUGAAGUUUAACUUGAGUAAUCACAGGGAAUUCUUAAAGUUGUUAUAAUUUGAUGCAUUGACAUGUGAAUCUGAUUUGAGUUCUAAUUUCUACCUUUUGUUAAAACACUUACAAUGAGAAUAAAAUUGAGUGAUAAGAUUAAUAGGUAUCUUAUGCCUAAAGUCACUCAUUUUUAUGGUCUAAUGAUGCUACCUAGCAUUCUGAUUUUUAUAUUAUCCAGCCAAAGAGUACCAAUUCUAUGCAACAGUGAGACAGUAAUAUGUUAACCAAUACUUCUCUGAACAUCAUUUCAUCAUAGGGAAGUUUCAAGUUGAAGUGCUUCCUUUGCUUACAUUCAUGUCCUGUUUUUGUUACUGGUUUGAAGACUAAAAGGCGUGGGUUCAAAUAAGGUUGGUCUCUUUGGUUGGAGACUUUCUGGGUUCAUUCAGUAGUUGAGAAGCUACUCAAUUAUUGGGCACCUUUGUUGCCAGGCACUAUGCUAGAUACUGAAGAUAUGAAGGUAAGAUUGCUGAAGUCCCUGCCCUCACAGAGCUUAUACGGUCUAUUGUAGUCUUAGAUAAGGUGAUUUAAACUAGGAAUAAUAAAGAAAAUGCCUUGCUUCCUUUGAUCACUUAAUCACAUAAAAUCAGCAUCUUGAUGGUUUUUUAUCAGUAAAACUUCCAGUUCCCACCUUUUGCAACUGCAAACCACUGAAGUGAUUUACAGUCUCCUCCAUUUCUUGGCUGGAGAGGUGUUCUGUUUCUGUGAGACAUUUUCUUAAUUUGGUGGGACCUGACUUUUCUUCUUUGUUUAUACAUGUUUCUUAGAUUGUAUUGCAAAGUGCUCAAGUUAACUGAUAUCAACUACAUUUUAUAAGGGAAGAUGACUUUCAAAACUAGUCAUAUUCUUAUAGAGGAGUAAAUUUUUUAAAAAUCUUAGUCAUUCUACAUUUGUAUUUUAUGGAUCCCCAGGAUAACUAAAAAGGACUCUCUUUACCAUAGUUUGGUUUUUAAAAAAUUACCACGUCACCGUUAUUUAUUUAUUAUUUAAUUUUAAAGACAAACUCCAAACUGAAGUGGCUCUGAGGUAAAUCAGAUGUGGUUUUGUUUUAGUUUAUUAGAAGAUCUAUAAAUGGAGGGUGACCAAUGUCAUCACUUCUAAAAUAUUGUCCUAAACAAACAAACCAGAAUAUUUUAUUUCAGCUGGUGAAUAGCUGUUCUAAGUCUGUUGUAUGUUAGACAUACUAUGAACUACCUCUUCACUUAUUAUGGGGAAGUUUCCUUAAUAAAAGUGUGACAAUUAAAUCUCUGGUGUCAGUGGUUUCUUUUCUCUCUCCCUCCUGCUUUCCUUUUCGAUUGCCUAAAUUUGAAUAAGGAAAGCUUUCUUCACUCCUCUUGUUUAAACACAUAUUCAUCAGGCAUUCUAAGCAUGGCUUCUGAAGCAAAUCAGGUUAACUAGAAAUUGUUAGUAGGGUCAAUUACUGAGGGGGUAGAGCUACUGCUUUUAAGAACUGGUUCAGACAUUCCUUCAUUUAGCAAAUACUUGAUGCCUACUCAGUGCUAGACUUCGGUAAUGCAAAGACCGUAAAUCACUGUCCUAAAUACCUCCGCCCAGAUGGGUCACAGAUUCCAAUACAGGUAUGAUAAUUGCAAUAAUAAAGGCAGCCAAAGGGCUUACAGGCUCCCAACUGGGGGCCAACUAAUUCAAGGGCAAUUCAGGAUGGCUUCAGGGAUGACGUGAUUUAUGAACGAGAUUUUGAAGGAUAAGUGGGAGGAGAGUUAGGGCACGUGGGAAGAGGCAGCCCCAAGAGUUCAGAUAGGCCUGGGUUUGCCUAGAACUGGCGGGGGGGGGGGGGGGGAGAAGGGGGCCGGGGGACGAUGUCGCGACAGAUGGGUGAAAUGAGAUCCAGAGGUAGGGGCCAGAUCCUGAUGGUCAUUAGCUAGGAAAUCUCGAAUGCCGAUCCUUAUGGCGGUCUCCUUUCCUCUGCCACCUUUUAAAUUGUAGAUGGCCCAGUGAGGAGAGAACCCGGCCCGUAACAACCCAUGAGGGCCUCCCAGUGGUCCCGUUGCAGGGUAUUCCGAUGGACGCGCUGUACCUCAGCCUCUCAACCCGUCUGCGAUACGGACGCUGGGGAGAACUCACGAAGGGGACGGCUUGCGUGCCGAAACUGGGGCAGGAGAGAUGGGAUUUGCCGGAAUACGGGUGCCUCUCUGCCAUUCCAGGAGCGGGGGUUGUGAGGAAGGGAGAAUGUCUCAGGAUGUCCUUCCGGGACGCCAAGCGCACCCCAGUGAGGAGUAAAGCUAGUUGACACCGGAUGUGUUUCCUCCCAGGCUAAGUCCACCUUCCGGCCUGGGCCGCCGCUGCUGCGGAAAGCUGGGCUCUGGCUCUCUGAGUCGAUUGUGACCAUGGCUGCUGAAUCCGAUGUUCUGCACUUCCAGUUUGAACAGCAAGGAGAUGUAAUCUUGCAGAAAAUGAAUCUCUUGAGACAGCAGAAUUUAUUUUGUGAUGUGUCAAUUUAUAUUAAUGACACCGAGUUCCAGGGGCACAAGGUGAUUUUAGCUGCUUGCUCUACUUUCAUGAGAGAUCAGUUUUUACUCACACAGUCAAAACAUGUCAGAAUCACCAUCUUGCAGAGUGCAGAAGUUGGCAGAAAACUGUUGCUCUCUUGCUAUACUGGAGCACUUGAAGUUAAAAGGAAAGAGCUUUUGAAAUACUUGACUGCUGCUAGUUACCUGCAGAUGGUUCACAUUGUGGAAAAGUGCACAGAAGCUUUGUCAAAGUAUCUGGAAAUUGAUCUUUCAAUGAAAAAUAACAAUCAACAUACUGACCUGUGUCAAUCCUCUGAUCCAGAUGUUAAGAAUGAAGAAGAAAAUUCAGAUAAAGACUGUGAGAUAAUUGAAAUUUCAGAAGAUAGUCCUAUAAAUAUAGAUUUUCACGUAAAAGAAGAGGAAAGCAAUGUUUUACAGUCUACAGUAGAGUUGACAUCAGAGAGAAAGGAAAUGAAGUCACCAGAGCUGUCUUCAGUAGAUAUUGGUUUUAAAGAUAAUGAAAUUUGUAUCCUCCAUGUGGAAUCUAUUAGUACUGCUGGUGUAGAAAAUGGGCAGUUUUCACAGCCUUGUACCUCUUCAAAAGCAAGCAUGUAUUUCUCUGAAACACAGCAUUCACUGAUCAAUUCUACGGUUGAGAGCAGAGUGGCAGAAGUUCCUGGGAACCAAGAUCAGAGCUUAUUUUGUGAGAAUACUGAAGGAAACCAGGGUACAGUGAAUGAGAUUCAGAAUCUGGAGGAUGCUUAUUCACUGAGGCACCAGUGCCCCAGGUGUCCUCGAGGAUUUCUUCAUGUUGAAAACUACCUGCGCCAUCUUAAGAUGCAUAAGCUGUUCUUGUGCUUACAGUGCGGGAAAACAUUUACGCAAAAGAAAAAUCUCAACCGGCAUAUUCGAGGGCACAUGGGCAUACGGCCCUUUCAGUGUACUGUGUGCUUGAAGACAUUUACUGCUAAAAGCACACUUCAGGACCACUUGAACAUACACAGUGGAGAUCGCCCAUACAAAUGCCACUGUUGUGACAUGGAUUUCAAGCACAAAUCUGCCCUCAAAAAGCACUUAACCUCUGUCCAUGGCAGAAGCAGUAGUGAAAAACUACCCAGGCAUGAUCUCAAAAGGCAAAAUCUACUAUAAUUAGAACCACACCUUGCUACGUAAGCCUUAUAUAAUUCUGUUAGGCAAGUUUUUCUACAGAAAUGCAGCAUCUGUUAUAUUGCAUCCCCCCCCCCCCAAUCUUUGGGUCUUAAUUUUGGUCUGCCUACACAUGUUAUUCUUUCUGAACUUCUACUAACAGUUCUAAAGUGUGGGAGACAUGAUAAAGCUAAUGGGAUGCUGUCUUAUCUCAUAUAGUAUAUGUAAGUCCCAGUGGUAUAUCUAGAGAAAUAAUAUUCCUCUCUUAAAUAUUCUUGACUCUAGUGACAGAGGAUCCAGCAGUAUUUCUAGAUUCUGAUUUUGACUCUCUAGAUAAAUAAUGUACGUGUAAAAUCCCAACCACAUAAUAAUUUUAAUGAAUUAGGAUAACAGGAAGAGAAAAUAGACUUAAAAACAUGCUGUAAUCCAUUAUUAAUUCUUUGUAGGACUAGUGAAUUUGUUUUUUUUUUUAAACAAACUGCGGUUGGAUUCUAAAGCUAAGCACCAAGGUACUUGUUUUAAACUGUAAGGGAACACAUUUCAACUUCACUUGGGAGUAGUAGAAUUUCCUUCUACAUGGGCUAAUAUUCCUUAAAAUAAUGGUUCCAUGAUUUUUUAGUAUACAUAUUUUAGAAAUGAUUAAUCAAGCCCAAGUUUCUUGAUUUUAUUUCAUGAAGUUGUAUUUAAUAAUUUUUUGACCAGUGAAAUUAUCACCACUGGCAUGAAGCUCUGAAAAUUUUCUUUUAGAAAUAUCAACUUUACCAAAGAUACUCUACUGUUUCCUUUUUAAAAUUUAUUUCAUUUUUAUUUUUUAGUUAACAUAUACUAAAACUGACCUUUGUUUUUGGUCUACAUUUCCAUGAAUUUUAACACAUGUAGAUUUGUUCAACCGCCACAGCAGUCAGGAUACAGAACAUUGCAUCAUCCCUAAAAACACCCUUAUGAUGCUCCUUUAUAAUCAGCUCCUCCACCUAUCUUUAAAUCCUGGCGACAGUUGCUAUUGCUAUAAUUUUGCCUUUUUUGGAAUGACAUGAGUGGAAUCUUGUAGUAUGUUCCCUUGUGAGAUGAUUUUUUUUACCACACAGAAUGCCAUUGGAUUCAUCCAUGUUGUGUGUAUCCAUAGUUCAUUUCCUUUUUUACUUUGAAUUGGCAAUAUAUACUAUCUUGCUGCCACUAGAUGAACAGUUUAAAUAUGGUUGGCUAUUAGUGUUCUCUUAAUUAUUAACUUUUUUCAUUUACAUUAAUGCAAUUUUCAUUUACCACAUGUUGACAAAAACCCUAACCAUCCCUAGAGUUUUAUUCUGUAUUUCCAGAAAUGUGCCAAAAGCAAAACCAUGACUAUAUGGUUAUUUUAGUGAGAGUAAUAUUUCUGAUUGUGUUAUGAGCCAUUGCUCUCUAUCCCUGUGUACAAAUAACACAAAACUUUUGUUGUCAAAACAAAGAUUAAAAUCUAUUGCAGGGCAAAUCAUACUCUCUAAAAUGCAGGAACUACUCUUAAAGAAGGCUGACUAGAUGCAUCUUACUUUCAAGUUGUUCUAUUCCUCCUCUUACUCACCUCAGCUUUAUGUAGAAUUUCUGUUAUACUUAGGUUCUGAAGCCCUUCGACAUUUUAAAAUGUAAUGUACUUUGUACCAUUUAUAAGAAUUUUGUGAUUGAUCACACGUUGAUAGUUAUAAAUGUUAAAUAUCCUUUUUGUGAUACUUUUGUGAAAAACAUAUUCUCCAUAGAAUUUUAACUCUGGGAGACACUUUAAGGAAUCCACCUCUCAUCUUUGAUAAGAAAACCAACUUCGUAACCCCCUCCCUCCCCAUGUCACUUGUUAGUGACAUUGGACAGGUCACCUCUCUAUCAAUUUUUCUUAAAUUUAUGUGUGAAACAGUAACUUUGAACUUGGUAAUUUGUAAGAUCAUUUCCAGGUCCAAAGUUCUAUGAUUUUAUACUUAAAUCUCCCUAAGUUUCUAAGAACAGAGAAGAGGGGAAAGCAAGAGAGGAGAGUUUUGUGUCUUUAUGAAUGUUGCUAUUUGAGUACUACUUUGGAGACAGAAUUUUUCUAAAGUAAAUAGUGUUUUUCUUCCACUGGAGAACAUGAUAGUUCAGCAUUUAAUUUUCUUUCCCAUUUGACCUAUGAUUGGCCACUUCUAGGUAUGAAAACAUUUCCCUUUCAGAAAUAGUUUGUGCUUGAAGUACUUUUCUUUUCUUUUUUUUAAAGAUUUUAGUUAUUUAUUUGACAGAGAGAGAGAUAGCGAGAGCAGGAACACAAGCAGGUGGAGUGGGAGAGGGAGAGGCAUGCUUCCCGCCGAGCGGGGAGCCCAAUGCGGGGCUUGAUCCCAGGACCCUGGGAUCAUGACCUGAGCUGAAGGCAGUCGCUUACAGACUGAGCCACCCAGGCGCCCCUGAAGUACUUUUCUUAUUUUUGUUUCCUAGGAUGAAAUUUUGUGGGGAAGGGAUGGAGAUGGGAGGGAAGGGUAAAAGAAUAGUAAUAAACUUUUUUUAGGCAUUGGUAUCUACUGUCCUUGAUGUUUGAAAAAAAUUAUGGUUGAACUAUGUUUAAGUUUUAUGUGUGCCUUGUAAGAUUCUUGUGACAUUUUUUGUAAGCACUUUGAGAUAUUUGCUUGGGGGGGAACGGUUGUUUUGUGCAAGUGAUGGUUGUUAUUUAUUUUUAUUUAUUCCUGUCCAGUAGCACAGAGUGAUCUCAGAACAUUCCUAGGACAGUUUCUGUUUGCAUGAUGUAUAUAAAAAGUUCCGGGAAAAUGGAAUCUUUUUAAAAAUGCAGGUAUGGCAAAGUAAAGUGUUGAAUUUAUUCAUUUAAAAUAUUCACUUUUAGUUGUUUGUGUUUCUGAUAUGAUGGGGAAAAAUGCAACAUGUUUGAGUUCAGCCUCUUCAUUUACUGCAUUUAUGUAUAAAGGAUCUUGGAAAGGUAGUUGUUACUUUGGUAUAAGAGAAAACCCGUGCUGUUUUUCCUUGGAUGUAACUAUUCUAUAUCUUUACAUAAAAAAUAAAUAAAUAAACUGGAGAUGGGAAUGGAGAA